CAAAACAUAGAAAUUUCAUAGAAUUUCUCAUCUUGUGUGAAUUUCGAGAUCAACCGAGAAAAAUAAAGACCUUUGUUAUUCCAUAAUGUCCAAUAUUUUGUUAAAAACUCUUCGUAAUCCAGGAAUUAUUUAUUCCAUAAGUCGUAAUUUUUCGAAUGCCAUUUCACAAGCAAACGGACUACGCAGUGCAUCGAAUAGUCCAACCAAAAAGCAAAACACCUUGCUCCAACCACCCCAAACAUCUAUUAAUUAUGUUCGCUCAAUGUUUAUCCAAACUCAAGAUACCCCAAACCCUGACAGCUUAAAAUUUCUACCCGGUGUUGCUGUUCUGGGUAAAGGAAAUACCAUGGACUUUCCAAGUUCCCAGGCAGCUUUCUGUAGUCCUCUUGCUAAAUUGCUAUUUCGCAUCGAGGGUGUUCGUUCUGUAUUCUUUGGUGGUGAUUUCAUAACAAUUUCUAAAAUCGAAGAUGCUGAAUGGAAUGUCAUUAAACCAGAAGUCUUUGCUGUAAUCAUGGACUUCUUUGCAAGUUCUUUGCCUAUUCUUACCGAAUCUUCUCAACCCAAUUCAGACACUCAGAUUCAUGAAGAUGAUGAUGAUACUGUCAUGAUGAUUAAAGAAUUACUUGAUAGUAAAAUUCGACCCACGGUUCAAGAAGAUGGUGGUGAUAUCAUAUUUAUGGGCUAUGACAAUGGAGUUGUUAAACUCAAAAUGCAGGGAUCUUGUUCUUCAUGUCCCAGUUCAAUUGUAACACUCAAAAAUGGUGUUGAAAAUAUGCUUCAGUUUUAUAUUCCUGAAGUUACUGAAGUUCAACAAGUAUUUGAUGAGGUUGACAAAAUAACAUCAACGGAAUUUGAAAGAUUUGAGCAGCAAAUCAAGGAAAAGGAAAAGGGAACAUAGAUAUGGACUGAUAACCUUUGAUUCUUAAAUAUCUAAUAUUUGAUUGUUAUGUAAAAAAAAUAAAUUAGUUUAAAAUAAUAACUGUUAGAGAAUUACAAAAAA
Molecule: messenger RNA, 1000 nt
Organism: Episyrphus balteatus (marmalade hoverfly)
Lineage: Eukaryota; Metazoa; Arthropoda; Insecta; Diptera; Syrphidae
Product: NFU1 iron-sulfur cluster scaffold homolog, mitochondrial-like
Exons: 4
Coding region: 86-898 (270 amino acids)
Biological process (GO): iron-sulfur cluster assembly
Cellular component (GO): mitochondrion
Molecular function (GO): iron ion binding; iron-sulfur cluster binding
Source: RefSeq, a predicted model, not a curated record